Danio rerio (zebrafish) is the source of this 1660-nucleotide messenger RNA. The record is from RefSeq and is a predicted model, not a curated record. Lineage: Eukaryota; Metazoa; Chordata; Actinopteri; Cypriniformes; Danionidae.
CUCUAGUCCAGUCCCCCAGUGCAUGGAUUUCUCUCUCUUUCUCUCUUCUGCUGGAUGUUCAGGAACGACCAGUGAGGAGGAACUCACGUUAGUUCUGCGAGUUUGUGACCUGGGAUAAACGACACACUUGUGUAAAGUGCAGCGUCAAGGGGAGCCGUUUACCGUCUCGAGGAAGGGGGAGAGCAGGAUUAAAAGCGGAAACAUCGUGUAUUCCUCAAAAACACAGCCAUGAGUCGCAGCAUUGUGCGCCAGAGUAAGUUCCGGCAUGUUUUUGGGCAGGCAGUGAAGGCAGAUCAAGCUUACGAUGACAUCCGGGUUUCCAAAGUGACAUGGGACAGCUCUUUCUGCGCGGUCAACCCAAAGUUUCUGGCAGUUAUAGUGGAGUCUAGUGGAGGAGGAGCCUUUCUGGUGAUGCCUCUCUCGAAGAUGGGUAGAGUUGACAAAAACUACCCUCUAGUGGUUGGACACUCGGGGCCUGUUCUGGAUAUCGACUGGUGUCCUCACAAUGACAACAUCCUGGCCAGCUGCUCUGAAGACACCACUGCCAUGGUAUGGCAGAUCCCUGACCACACACCCUCUCGCCCUAUCAGUGAGCCUAUAGUGGUGCUGGAAGGUCACUCCAAACGAGUGGGAAUCAUCAAAUGGCACCCCACUGCCCGCAACAUACUCCUCACUGCAGGCAGUGAUAAUCUGAUUAUCAUCUGGAACGUGGGCACUGGAGAGGCCUUGAUCACCAUGGAUGACCAUCCGGAUCUGAUCUACAGCGUUGGCUGGAACUACAACGGCAGUCUGUUCUGCACCACCUGCAAGGACCGUCGCCUGCGAGUCUGUGACCCCAGGAAAAAUGAAGUGGUGGCGGAGAGACUGUCUCCACAUGAGGGCAUCAGGCCGAUGAGAGCCAUUUUUACUCGAGAGGGUAAUAUUUUCACCACAGGCUUCACCAGGAUGAGCCAGAGGGAGCUUGGACUGUGGGAUCCGACUAAUUUUGAAGAGCCCAUUGCAUUACUGGAGUUGGACACAAGUAAUGGAGUUUUAUUGCCUUUUUAUGAUCCGGACACUAAUAUAGUGUAUCUCAGUGGCAAGGGUGACAGCAGUAUUCGGUAUUUUGAGAUCACAGAAGAGCCUCCGUAUGUGCAUUACAUCAGCACAUUCAGCAGCAAGGAGCCCCAGAGAGGAAUGGGCUUCAUGCCGAAGAGAGGAGUGGAUGUCAGCAAGUGUGAGAUCGCCAGAUUAUAUAAACUCCAUGAGAGGAAGUGUGAGCCUAUCAUGAUGACAGUACCCAGAAAGUCGGACCUCUUCCAGGAUGAUCUUUUCCCAGAUACAGCAGGUCCAGAUCCAGCUGUGGAGCCUGAAGAAUGGAUGGAUGGACGAGACGCCGACCCCAUCCUCGUGUCCAUGAGGGAUGGAUAUGUUCCUCCCAAAAGCAGAGAGCUGAAGGUGUCCAAGAAGAACGUUCUAGACAGCAGACCUGCCACACGCAGAAGCAUGUCAGCCGUAGACGGAAGCAGUUUGCCACCUCAGUUGUUGGAGAAGCUCAUUGAGGAGAUCCAAAAUCUGAAGGCGACAGUCCUCUCGCAGGAGAAGCGAAUCUGUGACUUAGAGAAUAAGCUUUCGAAAUACACUAACGGCACAGUCUGAAUAAAGCAAGCGGUCCUGUGCA